AUGACGACUUAUGUUCUUUACAGUCUUGACAGCGCAAUUGAUGAAUUCUUCAAUUCGAGCACUACUGUCACAAGACAGCAAUGCGAUGCAUUCGCUAUUUCUCGCGCUGGUGGUGUGUCCACUGCUUUACAGAUGCAAGGAGUGUGCAGCUAUACCGUGAUAGCGGGGCCUAACAAGUCCAAGCUCUUCCAGUUCCGAGAUGAAAACUAUACCAUUGACAUGGACAACAUUAUCCUUGCCAAAGCUAUCCAUCCCGACUUUGUGGCUAGCUGCAAGUAUCUCGACGACAUGUCCAGACAGUGUAACACUAUCAAGGACUUUGCAAGAUUCUUCGCACAGUCAUGGAACAGCGAUCUACAGCUAUCCUCAGAUGCAACCAUGACCUUGCUUAAAGAGUUUCGAUCAAACUUUGACCUUCUUGCUCGCGACCUACCAUCUCGUUUUACACCAAACCUAGAAAGGAUCCGUAAGGAGCUCCCGUCUCUCUUCUCAAAAGCCCUCCCUUUCGUUCUUAGCCACGGUGACCUUAACACGAUGAAUCUCCUUAUCAAUCCCCAAACCGGAAAUAUCACAGGAUUGUCGACUGGGCCGAAUCAAGGAUCCUACCAUUCGGCUUUGCGCUAUAUGGGAUUGAGAAUCUCCUAG
Penicillium mononematosum is the source of this 645-nucleotide messenger RNA. RefSeq lists its product as uncharacterized. The coding region runs from base 1 to 645 and encodes 214 amino acids. The record is from RefSeq and is a predicted model, not a curated record. Lineage: Eukaryota; Fungi; Ascomycota; Eurotiomycetes; Eurotiales; Aspergillaceae. The transcript is spliced from 3 exons.